Eubalaena glacialis (North Atlantic right whale) is the source of this 4056-nucleotide messenger RNA. RefSeq names its product ATP binding cassette subfamily B member 11 (gene ABCB11). The record is from RefSeq and is a predicted model, not a curated record. The coding region runs from base 1 to 3981 and encodes 1326 amino acids. Gene Ontology annotation, cellular component: membrane. The transcript has 27 exons. Gene Ontology annotation, biological process: transmembrane transport. Gene Ontology annotation, molecular function: ATP hydrolysis activity; ATP binding; ABC-type transporter activity. NCBI's taxonomy places the organism in Eukaryota, Metazoa, Chordata, Mammalia, Artiodactyla, Balaenidae.
AUGUCUGACUCGGUAAUUCUUCUCAGCAUGAAGAAAUCUGGAGAGGACAAUCAUGGUUUUGAGUCAGACAGAUCAUAUGACAAUGAUAAGAAAUCAAAGUUAGAAGAUAAGAAGAAGAAAGGUGGCAGCAGUCAAGUUGGCUUCUUUCAAUUGUUUCGAUUUUCUUCAAAGACUGACAUUUGGCUGAUGUUUGUGGGAAGUUUAUGUGCAUUUCUCCAUGGAGUAGCCUAUCCAGGCGUGCUACUGAUUUUUGGCACAAUGACAGAUGUUUCUAUUGAGUAUGACAUGGAAUUACAAGAACUCAAGAUCCCUGGAAAAGCAUGUGUGAAUAACACGAUAGUAUGGACCAACGGCUCCCUCUACCAGAACGUGACAAAUGGAACGCGCUGUGGGUUUCUGGACAUUGAAAGUGAAAUGGUCAAGUUUGCCAGUUACUAUGCUGGCAUUGCUGUCGCGGUACUUGUCACAGGAUAUAUUCAAAUAUGCUUUUGGGUAAUUGCGGCAGCUCGUCAGAUACAGAAAAUGAGAAAACUGUACUUUAGGAGAAUAAUGAGAAUGGAAAUAGGAUGGUUCGACUGCAAUUCAGUGGGAGAGCUGAAUACAAGAUUUUCUGAUGAUAUUAACAAAAUCAAUGAUGCCAUUGCCGACCAAAUGGCCAUUUUCAUUCAGCGCAUGACCACGAGCGUCUGUGGGUUCCUGCUGGGAUUUUACCGGGGUUGGAAACUGACCUUGGUUAUUAUCUCUGUCAGCCCUCUCAUUGGGAUUGGAGCAGCCAUCAUUGGUCUGAGUGUGUCCAAGUUUACAGACCAUGAAUUGAGGGCCUAUGCCAAAGCAGGGGCAGUGGCUGAUGAAGUCAUCUCAUCUAUUCCAACAGUGGCUGCUUAUGGUGGUGAGAAAAAAGAGGUUGAAAGGUAUGAGAAAAAUCUUGUGUUUGCCCAGCGUUGGGGAAUUAGAAAAGGGAUAGUGAUGGGAUUCUUUACUGGAUUCAUGUGGUGUCUCAUCUUCUUGUGUUACGCUCUGGCCUUCUGGUACGGCUCCAGACUUGUCCUGGAUGAUGGAGAAUAUACAGCAGGAACCCUUGUCCAGAUUUUCCUCAGUGUCAUAGUAGGAGCUUUAAAUCUUGGCAAUGCCUCUUCCUGUUUGGAAGCCUUUGCAGCUGGCCGUGCAGCAGCCACGAGCAUUUUUGAGACAAUGGACCGGAAACCCCUCAUUGACUGCAUGUCAGAAGAUGGUUACAAGCUGGAUCGAAUUAAGGGUGAAAUUGAAUUCCAUAAUGUGACCUUCCACUAUCCUUCCAGACCAGAGGUGAAGAUUUUAAAUAACUUAAGCAUGGUCAUUAAAUCAGGGGAAAUGACAGCUAUGGUAGGAUCCAGUGGAGCUGGGAAAAGCACGGCACUGCAGCUCAUUCAGCGAUUCUAUGACCCCAGUGAAGGCAUGGUGACCUUGGAUGGCCAUGACAUUCGCUCUCUUAACAUUCAGUGGCUUAGAGCUCAGAUCGGGAUAGUGGAGCAAGAGCCUGUUUUGUUUUCCACCACCAUUGCAGAAAAUAUUCGCUAUGGCAGAGAAGAUGCAACGAUGGAAGAUAUAGUCCGAGCUGCCAAGGAAGCCAAUGCCUAUAGCUUCAUCAUGGACCUGCCACAGCAAUUUGACACUCUUGUUGGAGAAGGAGGAGGUCAGAUGAGUGGCGGCCAGAAACAAAGACUAGCCAUCGCUAGAGCCCUUGUCCGAAACCCGAAGAUCCUACUUUUGGACAUGGCCACCUCGGCACUGGACAAUGAGAGUGAAGCCAUGGUGCAAGAGGCACUGAGUAAGGUUCAGCAUGGGCACACAAUCAUUUCCGUCGCUCAUCGCCUAUCCACGGUUAGAGCUGCAGACGUCAUUAUUGGUUUUGAACGUGGUACAGCAGUGGAAAGAGGCACCCAUGAAGAACUGUUGGAAAGGAAAGGAGUUUACUUCACUCUAAUGACUUUGCAAAGUCAAGGAGAUCAAGCCUUUAAUGAAAAAGACAUAAAGGGAAAAGAUGAAACUGAAGAUACCUUACCUGAGAGAAAACAGACCUUUAGCAGAGGGAGCUACCAAGCUAGCUUAAGAGCUUCCAUCCGGCAACGGUCCAAGUCUCAGCUUUCUUACCUGGGACCUGAACCUCCAUUAGCACUUGUAGAUCAUAAGUCUACUUAUGAAGAGGACAGAAAGGACAAGAACAUUCCUGUGGAAGAAGAAAUUGAACCCGCCCCAGUUAGGAGGAUUCUGAAAGUUAAUGCUCCAGAAUGGCCCUACAUGCUGGUAGGGGCUGUGGGCGCAGCUGUCAAUGGGACAGUCACACCCUUCUAUGCCUUCUUCUUCAGCCAGAUUCUUGGGACUUUUUCAAUUCCUGAUAAAGAAGAACAAAGGUCGCAGAUCCAUGGUGUGUGCCUGAUCUUUGUAGCAAUAGGCUGUUUAUCUUUUUGCACUCAAUUUCUGCAGGGAUAUGCUUUUGCUAAAUCCGGGGAACUCCUCACCAAAAGGCUACGUAAAUUGGGUUUCAGAGCAAUGUUAGGGCAAGACAUUGGCUGGUUUGAUGACCUCAGAAAUAGCCCUGGAGCACUGACAACAAGGCUUGCUACAGAUGCUUCUCAAGUUCAAGGGGCUGCCGGCUCUCAGAUCGGGAUGAUGGUCAAUGCCUUCACUAACAUCACCGUGGCCAUGAUCAUCGCCUUCUUCUUUAGCUGGAAGCUAAGCCUGGUCAUAGUGUGCUUCUUCCCCUUCUUGGCUUUAUCGGGAGCCAUACAGACCAAAAUGUUGAUGGGAUUUGCCACUCAUGACAAGCAGGCUAUGGAGGUCGCAGGACAGAUUACAAACGAAGCCCUCAGUAAUAUUCGCACUGUGGCUGGCAUUGGAAAGGAGAGGCAGUUUAUAGAAGUGUUUGAGACUGAACUGGAGAAGCCAUACAAGACAGCCAUCCGAAAAGCAAAUGUUUACGGAUUCUGCUUUGGUUUUUCCCAGUGCAUUGUGUUUGUUGCUAAUUCUGCUUCCUACAGAUAUGGAGGUUACUUAAUUCCCAAUGAGGGGCUCCAUUUCAGCUAUGUGUUCAGGGUGAUCUCUUCAGUUGUACUGAGUGCGACAGCUCUUGGGAGAGCCUCCUCUUAUACGCCAAGUUAUGCCAAAGCUAAAAUCUCAGCCGCACGCUUUUUCCAACUGCUGGACCGACAACCCACAAUCAAUGUGUAUAGUAGUGCGGGUGAAAGAUGGGACAACUUCCAGGGGCAGAUUGACUUUGUUGACUGUAAAUUUACAUAUCCUUCCCGACCUGAUAUACAAGUUCUGAAUGGUCUCUCAGUGUCUGUUGGUCCAGGGCAAACCCUGGCAUUUGUUGGAAGCAGUGGAUGUGGUAAAAGCACUAGUAUUCAGCUGUUGGAACGUUUCUAUGAUCCUGACCAAGGGAAGGUGAUGAUAGAUGGGCAUGACACCAAAAAUGUAAAUGUCCAGUUUCUCCGCUCGAAGAUUGGAAUCGUUUCCCAGGAACCAGUGUUGUUUGCCUGUAGCAUAGUGGACAAUAUCAAGUAUGGAGACAACACCAAAGAAAUCCCCACGGAAAAAGUCAUAGAAGCCGCAAAGCAGGCUCAGCUGCAUGACUUUGUCAUGUCCCUUCCAGAGAAAUAUGAAACUAAUGUUGGCUCCCAGGGGUCUCAACUCUCUCGAGGGGAGAAACAACGCAUUGCUAUUGCUCGGGCCAUCGUACGAGAUCCUAAAAUCUUGCUACUAGAUGAAGCUACUUCUGCCUUAGACACAGAAAGUGAAAAGACGGUGCAGGUCGCCUUGGACAAAGCCAGAGAAGGUCGGACCUGCAUUGUCAUUGCCCAUCGUUUGUCCACCAUCCGGAACUCGGAUACCAUUGCUGUCAUGUCACAGGGGAUAGUGAUUGAAAAGGGGACCCAUGAAGAACUGAUGGCCCAGAAAGGAGCCUACUACAAACUAGUCACCACAGGAGCCCCCAUCAGUUGACCUGACCUGAGAACUUCAUGCACAGUUGGUGCACCAAUUACAGAAGUGCUGUGGGGUUUUGUUUUUGUUUUUUUU